UCCAAAUAAUUUUGCAAGCAAUGGCCUGGCCUCCUUCCAACACCCUUUACUUGUUAACACUAAUAAUCUUAUUACAAACACCACUCAUUUCGGCCAAAAAUACAAGCAGUAUACCAGUAUGCCGAUCUCUCACUGCCACUGUGAAUGAUUCUUCAUGGCUUUCUCCUUUAAACAGUUUUGCUUUCGGCUUUACCAAAUAUUCUAAUAGCAGCAAACUCUUCUUGCUUGCUAUCUGGUAUGCCAAGAUUAUUCCCAUCACAAUAGUUUGGCAUGCAAAUGAUGGUAUUCCUGUUCCCCAAGGAUCAUCAGUCAGAAUAACUGCUACCGCGGGCCUAGUUCUCAGCAACCCUGAAGGGAUCAGCUUAUGGAACACCUCUGAUGAAUUAAGUGAUGGUAAUGAGGUAAGCUAUGGCUUUCUGUAUGAUACCGGGAAUUUCGUACUCAAAAGAAGUAGCAGUGAUGAUGAUGUAGUUUGGCAAAGCUUUGACCAUCCUACAGAUACCUUGCUGCCUACUCAGUCUAUGGAAAUAGACGGGGUAGUUUACUUGAAACUAUCAGAAACUAAUUUCACAAAGGGGAGGUUCCAGCUAAAUUUUGAAUUACGUGAUGACAUUCGUGGAAACCUUAUUCUCAAUUCCAGGGAUCUAACAACUGGAUUUGGCUAUGGUGCUUACUAUAACUCGGGGAUUUAGGGUCAGAGAUUGGUCUAC
This is a messenger RNA of Chenopodium quinoa (quinoa), 710 nucleotides long. Its product is annotated as G-type lectin S-receptor-like serine/threonine-protein kinase RLK1. Bases 21 to 692 code for a protein of 223 amino acids. The transcript has a single exon. The record is from RefSeq and is a predicted model, not a curated record. Lineage: Eukaryota; Viridiplantae; Streptophyta; Magnoliopsida; Caryophyllales; Amaranthaceae.